Molecule: messenger RNA, 2661 nt
Organism: Guillardia theta CCMP2712
Lineage: Eukaryota; Cryptophyceae; Pyrenomonadales; Geminigeraceae
Exons: 5
Coding region: 1-2481 (826 amino acids)
Molecular function (GO): protein binding
Source: RefSeq, a predicted model, not a curated record
AUGGCGACGCGGGCGGUUGUGAUGGCGGCAGUUGUCAUGCUGGUGGUAGCGGGGGAGGAUGACUGUCCUCGAGGCAGAGCUCUGCGAGAUAAUGGCAGGUUGAACGAAGCAGUGCAGGCCUACUAUGACUGCGUCGUUCAGGAUCCGCGCAGCGUGUCAUCAAGGCACAACCUUGGCAUCGCAUAUCAUUAUCAGGGAAGGCAGGACCUGGCACAGGACCAGCUCAAGUCGGCGCUCAAACUUGAUCCUACCAUCUACGUGUCCUACAUCGCGCUCGGUCAGACCUACAAGGCGCAAGGCAAGUGCGAGGAGAAUGUCGAAUGCAUGUCGGAAGCCCUCAGGAUCGCAGGAACGAGUUCUGCGAGCCAUCAGAUCAGAGACAUGCUCAUCGACUCCUACUUCGACUGCUCAAGUCUGUUCGUGCAGGGCAGCGACAUACGACACACGUCCCUCAACGACAUGGCGCGGAUCCUGUUUGCCGGCCCAUCCGCGUUGUUGACCAGACAGGAGGUGUGGAACAGACUUGGAGGGCUCCUGCUGGGUAUAGGAGAAUGUGAGGGUGCCAUCCGGUGUUUCAAAGUCGCCUGGAGGCUCGGAGCAAGGAACGAUGACCCUUUCUUCGGGGCGGCAAUCUGCUCCAACAAGCAGGGGAUGCAUGACCAAGCAGCGAGGCUCUUCUAUCUUGCUUCAAGGAUGAAGACGUCGAGGAGACCUCUCUGUCUUCUUGGCUCGUUUGUCAAUGCUGCGAGGAUGGCAAGGUGGGAGCUUCUCCUGUCUCAUGCGGAGGCCCUGGCAAGCUACAUGAGCAAGCAAUACAUCUCUAGGAUUCUUCCGAGUCAUCUGUGCGAAACAACCAUGGCAAGGAAAGAUGUCGAUUCCCUUUUGUUCUCUUGUUGUGAUUUCUCGGGGGUCGGCGUUGGAUCGCUCUUGCAGCCUCACGAGUACCUCUUGCUGAACCCGCAGCUCUGCGACUUCCUGACAGCAUCGAUCAUCUACUCCCGAGGUCAGACCGGGCAUCUCAAGUCCGAUAGGCUGCUCGAGGAGGUCCAUGAAGGGAGAAGGAGAGCCAAACAAGGGAAGAGACUUGUAUUGGGAUAUUUCUCGUCGGACUUCGCCGCUCAUGCGACUUCGCAUCUGUUGAAAGGAAGUUUUCCCCUCCACGACAAGGGCAAGGUCUCCUUGCGCUGCCUCAACCUGGGCCAUUCCAACGCCAGUGAGUUCUGGCAGGUGGAGAUCUCAAGAGACUGCAACAUGACCCACGUCGACCCUCUCAUGCCGGUUGACCUUGCCGUCCAGCAAAUCCGACGACUCAACAUCGAUGUCCUCCUCAAUCUCAACGGUUGGACUGCCGGGCACAGAAGUGAUGUCCUCUCGUACAAAGUCGCACCUGUGCAGGCGACGUAUCUGGGAUAUCCUGGGACGAUGGGAGCGAAGUACAUGGACUUCUUCAUCACUGACAUCGUUGCCACCACACCCGAAAUCUCCCUCAGUUUCUCGGAGAAGCUGGUGGUGCUACCGGGCUGCUAUUACAUCAACGAUCAUAGGAGGUAUCACUUUGAGGAGGCAAGGGAGCAGGAAACUUCCGGUCCUGCCGGGUCUCCCUCACGAGAGGAAUACGUAGAAAGACAGCGAAGGUUGCUGGGUUUGCCUGCGAACAAGACGGUUGUUUCGAAUUUCAAUCAGAUGUACAAAGUGAAUCCAGAGACGUUCAAACUUUGGGCCGACAUCGUGAGAGAAGAGGAAACUUCGCUUUUCUGGCAAAUCUUGGAGGGGCCACAAGGCGAGAGGAUCAGUAGGCGCUAUGAACUUCACGCCUCCGCGCAUCGCAUCGCCGCCGAGAAAUUGUUUUGGACGUACAAGACAGAGAUCGUGGAAUUCAUCCGAAGAUGCGGCCUGUCGGACAUCGUCCUCGACACGUUUCCUGUCAAUGCUCACACUGUGGCCAUGGAUGUCUUAUGGAUGGGGACGCCGUUGCUGAGCAGGCCGGGAAUGCUCUUCGCCUCCCGCGUCGCCUCGUCGAUCCUGAGCAGUCUGGGGCAAACGCAGCUGAUUGCUCGAAACGAAGAAGACUUCGUGGAGUUAUCAACGAGCCAAAUUUCAAAUAGAAUUUUCCAAAUCACCAACAAUCAAGGAUUCCCUUCAGUCCGUCUAGGAGAUGGAGGGCAUCGUUCGAUCUCAAACAGCGCUUCCUCAGGUCCAGGGCUUCGCUCGGUCUUGAGGUUGAUACUGACAUGCUGGGGGUUGAUGUUUCCGUCACGCGAGGGGCUGCUUGACGGGCUAGGUUCCAGUUGCUUCGGUCUUGUCUCUGGUGUGGGUUUCCGGUCGGGGCUGAACGCAGUCUCCCUCCUCGAGGCUGUAGGAGAGUCGUUUACACUUGGUGCUGCUGGCCAUGCAAUGGGCCCUGAGGCAGGCAACACAUGCGGCAGCACAACACAUUUUGCCUUGGGGAUUUUCUUGACCAUCCUCACAUUCUUCUCGUGAGAGAAGUAGACCGGGUCUUCUCUGGAGGUGCGAGCUCCUUCUCUGCUAACUGUUCGAUGACUGGACGAGCACUCAAACGCUAGAGUGGCUACCAGGGCAUUCGAAUCCUCAAAAUACUCCCCUGACUUUCGAUUUUUGAUGAAAUUGUUUACGUCCAUGGUCCUUUUCUGUGGGAGGCGA